Racocetra persica is the source of this 2432-nucleotide messenger RNA. The record is from the annotation of a GenBank genome assembly. Lineage: Eukaryota; Fungi; Glomeromycota; Glomeromycetes; Diversisporales; Gigasporaceae.
AUAAAAGACCUGAUUGCUCUAAAAUUCUUGAGGAAUUAAAACAUAUUGAACAAACAUAUGAUGAAAGUCAUAGGCUUAAUAAAAAUAGUAUAUUGGAUGAUGAAAGACAAAAAAAGCUAAAAAUUGAUCUUGUUAAUUAUUUUAAUUUAAACAAAGGAAGGAAUUGCGUUGAACAUGAUCUUGUUCCCGGAACAAAAACAAUACUUAGUGAUUGCGGACAUUUAAACAUAAAUAAAUUGAAAAAGUCUGAUCCAAUUAUCUAUUUUCCAGCACCAAUUGAACAAAGUACGAACCCCUGGGCAAUUUUAAACAAUAUGAAUUUAUUUAAAAAUUCAGAUGACGAAAAUGGCUUAUCCCAUUUGUGCGAUGAUGUAAAAAUACAUAUUCCAAUAGCUACUGUACAAUACCGGGGAAGUGUAGCAGAGCAAUUUUCUCGUGAUGUUGAAAAUGUUCUUGAUUUGUCAGAUAAUAUUGAGAAAAAAGAGAGAUUAAAUAAGGUAUUUAAUGAAUGGGGUAAUUUUGUAAUUACUGAAGUUGUUAUUGGUGGGGCUAUCACGAUAAAAAAUUGGUCAGAAAUUGAUUACGUAGAACAAUCCCGUCUAUUGACUUAUAUUCAAUGGGGAAUAGACUAUGCAAAAGGUGGAGGUUCAAAAAUUUUUAGUGAAACUCCACUUAAUGUUCUUCCCCGAUUUGAAAUUUCAAAAAAUAUAAAAACGAUUGGAGAACUUUAUGAAUGGCUAAAAGACCUGUAUAAUUAUCAUUAUGCAGAGAUUAUAUCGUACGAAGAUAUUAGACCAUCCUAUGAGUUAUUACCACAUGACUUGGUUGAGCGGAUAUUGGAGUUUUUUUUACCUCAACCCGUUGUUGAACCUAUUGUAAGGAUAAUUCCACAAAUGUUAACUCAAUGUGGACGACAAAAGCUUUUAGGAUGGAUAAAAAACAGAAAACCAAGAUUAUUAUAUAUGCGUGAUUGGAUUCAUGAUCUUUCAUUAGAGUAUGCUGUACUCUUACAACGCUCGAAAUUAGGGAAUGGAGACAGGGCCGCGUUUAAAUAUCCAAAAGACCCUAUAAUUACACCAAUCGAUAAUAUCACUAUUUUAUUAUAUCAACCCGAAACUCAACAACUUGCUUAUUUAUUCGAUAAUGGUUUAAAGGAGGAAGAAGAAUUAAAUUUCAGUGAAAUCCCAUUCAUUGACAAUCAGACUUUAGAGUAUUUCCAAGGUUUAGAAAAUAAUCCUUCAAGGACAGUUUUCUGUCAGAUCAUUUUUAGUGCAAUAAAAAUUUCUUUUAAAUCAAUUAUAAAACCCUCUGAACAGUUUUCUAAUGCGGUAGAUGAUGCUCUAAGAAGUAAUGAUCCAUACAGCAAUCUCUGCGAAUUAUUUAACAAUACUUAUGGACUUCUAGUUCCUCAAACAAUAAUAUUAGGCAGAAAAUUGACUAGAACAUACGACUCCUGUAAUAUUCCUCCAAACACUAUUAAGAAGCAAGAUCCUGAUUUUGAAAAUUUUAAUGCACAAGCAAUAAAGAUUUUGACGGAUUUGGAUAAUAAGUACCAAGAUCUAGAUACAACUUUUUUCGUAGACGACAAUAAGCCUAUUAGACGAGAUGAAAUUGAAGAGUGGCAUGAAAUUCAAUCAAACAAUUACAAUAAUUGGAAAGUUAUUUAUUACGAUGACUGGAUUUCAACAUAUGGAAUCCUAGCAACAUCACAACAAAAUGAAAUUGAAUCAAUCUUAAGCGAUAAGUAUCGUAUCGUAUUUAACGGAAAAGAAACACUCCCUCGAGAUAAUCAAACCACAGUAACUAUCAAAUUUCCUGGACCGCUUUUCGAUGAAAACUGCCAGAUUUAUGGAUGUCUUGUAAAGAAGGAUGCUCGUGGAAAUUGGGAAAAAAUCCCCGAUGUGAUGAUUAGAUUUGAUAACGUUAAUAGAUAUAGAUAUUAUCAACAUAAUCUCAGAAAAAUUAAGGCUACGUAUGGAAGACUUGAUAUCAACGGAGACCAAUCUUCAACAUAUUUUAAAAGCAAAGAAAUUUCUAAGGGCAAUGUUUUAGUAACCUCAUUCGUUUCUAGCACAUUGAAAGAAACAACUUUUUAUAAAACCAAUGUCACAUCCUGGACAAGCACAAAAGUUGACUUGAACAUUCAAAAAGUACAAGAAGAUAAUUUUAAAGAUAAUUUGAUAAAUAAUUCGGAAAAGUUAACUCUUCAAUGGUGUAUAAUUAAUACAAAUGAAAUAAAUUUAACGGAUGAUGAGGAUCAAGAAUCAUACCCAUGGAGUGUAUUUGGGACCAUUUUUGAAGAUAAGCCACAAUGUCGGAAGAUUCCGGAGGUAAAUAAUGCAGUAAAUAAGUCGAAACAUACUAAAGAUAGCGAAAUAUUUUGUUUUCCAAAAAAGAAAAAGAAUAGUGGAUCUCUGGAAGCUAUAUAUUAA